AUGGGUGCGUGCAAUUGUAUGGGUCCUAAAAAAGAGGAAGGAGGAGUUUUAAUAGAAGAAAGAAACGAUGCACUUCUCAAACAUCAAACUCAGCAAGAAAAUGCAAACGUAGAACCUGUAGUGCUUCCAUCUCCUCCUAUAAUAACAGUAAUUGAGCCUGCUAUCACUAAGCCAGCUCUUAAUCCUCUUCAAGCGCAAUCAGCAGUAAGAGGAUAUUUAUCAAGAAAACUAUUUGUGAAAGAAUCCAGAAAUAAAACUUCAGAAGCAGCUCAAGCCUCAAUGAAUUAUCCAGAAUUAAAUGAAGUUCCCGCAAACCUCUUAAGUAGUCAGGCAAAAGAAGUCUAUGAAAGAGCAGGUCCUUAUGCAUUUGAUGCUGCUCAGCUACCUGGGGUUACUUGGAGAGGGCCAACAAAACUUCCAGAUGGCAGUGUAUAUGUCGGAGAAUGGAACGAUAGAGGUCAACCUCAAGGAAAAGGCACGAUGUAUCACACAGAUGGAGGUAUUAGUGAAGGCAGCUGAAAAGCUGGAAAACUCCAUGGGAAAGGUAGAAAAAUCAAUCCAGCUGGAGAUAUGUACUUAGGAGACUGGGUUGAAGGGAAAAUGAAUGGCAAAGGCCUCAUGGAAUACUGUGUAAGUAAAAAUAUCUACGAAGGAGAAUGGAUUAAUGACAAACAGGAAGGCUUUGGCUCUGAAAAAUGGCCAGAUGGGUCAAAGUUCGAAGGAAACUACAAAGAUAACCUCAAAAAUGGACAAGGAAAAUUUGUAUGGGCUGAUGGGAGUCACUAUGAAGGCGGGUUCGUUAAUAAUGAAAUUGAAGGGACAGGAAAAUAUGUGUGGACUAAUGGAAGAGAAUAUGAAGGGGAAUGGAAAUCCAAUAAAAUGCAUGGAAAAGGAAAGUUUAAAUGGGAUGAUGGAAGAUAUUAUGAAGGAGAUUAUGUAAUGGACCAAAAAGAAGGAUAUGGCAUUUUUGGAUGGCCUAAUGGAAAGAGAUAUGAAGGACAUUGGCUGAAUGGGAAGCAGCAUGGAGAAGGAACACUUUAUAAUGAGCAAGGAAAAGCGAGAAAAGGGGUCUGGGAAAAUGGAAAACUAGCAGAUAAAGGAAAGAAAAAGGGGGAAAAACCGACUGAAGUUGCUUAA
Molecule: messenger RNA, 1137 nt
Organism: Blepharisma stoltei
Lineage: Eukaryota; Ciliophora; Heterotrichea; Heterotrichida; Blepharismidae
Source: the annotation of a GenBank genome assembly